Papaver somniferum (opium poppy) is the source of this 1839-nucleotide messenger RNA. RefSeq names its product probable glucan 1,3-beta-glucosidase A. Bases 73 to 1587 code for a protein of 504 amino acids. Lineage: Eukaryota; Viridiplantae; Streptophyta; Magnoliopsida; Ranunculales; Papaveraceae. The transcript has 10 exons. Gene Ontology annotation, cellular component: actin cytoskeleton; cytoplasm. Gene Ontology annotation, molecular function: hydrolase activity, hydrolyzing O-glycosyl compounds; actin filament binding. The record is from RefSeq and is a predicted model, not a curated record. Gene Ontology annotation, biological process: carbohydrate metabolic process; actin filament bundle assembly; establishment or maintenance of cell polarity.
GAAAAGAACUUCAGCUUCUUCUUCUUUAAGCUCUUAUCCUGAAUUCCUGUGUUCACUGGAUUAUUAUUUCUCAUGGAAUCCGUUUCCUUCAAAUGGCUUUUCCUUUCGUUUCUUUUCCUUUCUUCGGCACACUCAGCUUUGUGCACCGUGGAUGGAGUGAACGGUGGGAAAGUAAGAGGUGUGAACUUGGGUAAUUGGUUGGUUAUUGAAGGAUGGAUGAAACCUUCACUAUUUGAUGGCAUUAUCAACGAAGAUAUGCUUGACGGAGCAAAGGUUCAGUUUAAAUCUCUGAGCACAAAAAAAUAUGUAUGUGCAGAGGAGGGAGGGGAUUCCGGCGUUGUCACCGUAGACAGAGAAAAAGCUAGUGGUUGGGAAACUUUCAGAUUAUGGAGGGUAUCUCCAUCGGAAUAUCAACUUCGUUCUUUUAAAGGGCAGUUUCUAUCCUGUGCUGGUCAAGGGGCCUCUGUCACCGCAAUAUCGGGAUUACCAUCUUUAAAAGAAACGUUUACUAUUGAAAGAUCUGGCAAUGGUCGAGUUCGUAUUAAACAUUCUAGCGGUAUAUAUAUACAGGCAUCUUCUGGAAAUAAUCUGAAAGCAGACUAUGUUGGGACCCCAGCAUUUGAUGAUGGUAAUGCCGCCAUAUUCGAAAUGACUUUUGAUGGUGGCCGUUUGCAAGGAGAAUACCAGCUGUCUAAUGGGCAUGGACCUGAAAAAGCAAAACAAGUGCUCACUGAACAUAGGAACAGCUACAUUACACGAGAAGACUUUCAGUUUCUUAGCCAAAAUGGAAUAAACACCGUGAGAAUUCCUGUUGGGUGGUGGAUUACCAAAGAUCCCAAUCCACCAGCUCCUUAUGUUGGGGGAGGUUUGGCAGCUCUAGAUAAUGCAUUCAAAUGGGCACAGGAGUUUGGCAUGAAAUGCAUUAUCGACCUUCACGCAGCUCCAGGCUCCCAAAAUGGAAUGGAUCACAGUUCCAGUCGUGAUGGUUUUAUUGAAUGGACGAAAUCGGAUAAUAUCCAGCAAAGCCUCGAUGCAAUCCAAUUCCUAGCUGCCAAGUACGGAAGCGAUCCAUCUUUGGUGGGUAUUGAGCUUUUGAAUGAACCACAUUCUCCUGAAGUUCCUUUGGAUACUGUACUGAAUUACUACAAAGACGGAUAUAACAUUGUGAGGAAACAUUCAGCCACAGCUUAUGUAAUAAUGAGUCAGAUGAUUGGCCCUGGAGACCCAGCUGACAUUUAUAAGGCCAACACGGGUAAAAGCAACGUAGUAUUGGACUUGCACUACUAUAAUCUCUACGAUGAUAAAUUCAAUAAUAUGAGCACACAGGAGAAUAUCGAUUUCUUGUAUAAUACCAGGAAAACUCAAAUGGAUUCCCUAAAGUCUGCCGAUGGACCAUUGGUGUUUAUUGGGGAAUGGGUGAACGAAUUUGGCAGAGGUGGGUCUCAAGAGGAUUAUCAAAACUUCGGUAGAGCACAAUUGGAUGUAUAUGGUUCAGCUUCUUUUGGAUGGGCAUAUUGGUCAUUCAAGAAUGUUCAACAACAUUGGUCUCUCGAGUGGAACAUCAAUAACAAUUACCUGCAGUUAUAGGAAAAUUCACCAAGUAAGGAAAGUAUGAAGCAAUUUUCGGCUACUCUGCAUGGUUGGCGUGUAGUCACUUAAGUGUAUGGUCCUGAUUUGGGACACUAAUGAAUAAGAAUAAAUAAACUCUACAUUGUAAUCAGUUCCCUAGCAGGAUUUUGUUUCCAUUUGCUAAUAAUUGAAUAACGUAAGUACUCGAUAUGUAACUAAGAAAAGUGAUGCUUUAUAGAUAUGAUUUUAUAAUGAUUUUCUAUUAUUCCA